Molecule: messenger RNA, 526 nt
Organism: Aspergillus costaricaensis CBS 115574
Lineage: Eukaryota; Fungi; Ascomycota; Eurotiomycetes; Eurotiales; Aspergillaceae
Product: 60S ribosomal protein eL42
Exons: 4
Coding region: 38-358 (106 amino acids)
Biological process (GO): translation
Cellular component (GO): cytosolic large ribosomal subunit; ribosome
Molecular function (GO): structural constituent of ribosome
Source: RefSeq, a predicted model, not a curated record
CGACCACCAAGUUCGCGAUCCGGCCAAGUCAGUCAAAAUGGUCAACGUUCCGAAAACCCGCCGGACGUACUGCAAGUCCAAGGAGUGCCACAAGCACACCCAGCACAAGGUCACCCAGUACAAGGCUGGAAAGGCCUCCCUGUUCGCCCAGGGUAAGCGUCGUUACGACCGGAAGCAGAGCGGUUAUGGUGGUCAGACCAAGCCCGUCUUCCACAAGAAGGCCAAGACCACCAAGAAGAUCGUUCUCCGUCUUGAGUGCACUGCUUGCAAGACCAAGAAGCAGCUUUCUCUGAAGCGCUGCAAGCACUUCGAGCUUGGUGGUGACAAGAAGACCAAGGGUGCUGCUCUUGUCUUCUAAAUUUGCGGUUUUCUUGUUCGGCUCUGGGUUUCAUGCAUUGCACAGACCGCAAUGCUGCGGCGGCGGCUAUGACAUCGGCAAUGGAAGAUGGAAUAGGAUCUCAUAUUCAAGAAAAAAAUGAAAGAAUAUAUGACUCCUAGUUGAUGAGUCUCUUGACGAACUAUUGUG